Messenger RNA from Acromyrmex echinatior (Panamanian leafcutter ant), 1765 nucleotides. RefSeq lists its product as uncharacterized. Gene Ontology annotation, molecular function: diacylglycerol binding; calmodulin binding; syntaxin-1 binding. The record is from RefSeq and is a predicted model, not a curated record. Gene Ontology annotation, biological process: presynaptic dense core vesicle exocytosis; dense core granule priming; synaptic transmission, glutamatergic. Lineage: Eukaryota; Metazoa; Arthropoda; Insecta; Hymenoptera; Formicidae. Gene Ontology annotation, cellular component: neuromuscular junction; terminal bouton; synaptic vesicle membrane.
CGUCUCCGUUCGCACAGUGCUCGACGUCGCGCAGUCCGCGUAUGUUCGCAAUAACGUUCCAGCGGAUCAACGUCGGCGUCGGUGACAGAUCGAGCGGCACGCGAUCGUGGCACCGCACUCCGAUCACGCGCGCGUCAGACACGUUCCUUCUUCCGGUAACGCUGCACGUCGCUGACGCACGUUACUACCACCCUCCACCCCCCUCGUACACAGCGGAGCGAAAUCGAGUGCACGGCGUGCGGGUUACGCGGUUGCGGUCGACACGGAAACGACGACGUGAAGAGCAGUGAGCGAACGGUACCAGGAGCGAGGGGGGGGAAGGAAAAAGAGAGAGAUCACGGUUUACUGUGUAUUCGCGCUCUUUCACGGUACCGUAGUGAAAUGCGCGUGACCGGUCGCGCCUCGGAACGACGGCGACGACGUGUCUGGCGUCGUUGGUGGUGCACGUUCCCCUGACGAGCACGAGAGACGCGCGACGGCGACUCGGAACAUCCCUUGCAGCCCUCGCUACUAUGAUAAUAACGAAAAGCACGGUGACGGCGGCGGCGGCGGCGACGACAACGACGACGACGACGACGACGGCGACGGCGACUCGGUGGCCACUUCUCCAGAAUCGAGAGACGCUUGGUCGAAUUUAUCACAACGUCGGUGGAAAACGGCGAUCAACGACGGACUUACAUAGCGAUGCUGUCUCGGCGAUGUUGUCUCGCAAUUGCGGCCGUCGCGUGGCACACGGGAACGACAACAGCAACAUCAUCGAGCCGCAGUGGAUCAGCGAUAGCCACACAGAAAUCGUAUCGGUGCUGCCGUACUACUAUUAUUGCCAGCGUCUCGCUAUUAUUAGCAUCGUAGCCUCAUUACUCGUCGACGACGACGUUCGCGGGGACGAUUUGAUAUCAGGACGACUUUUGGAGCACCGGGACGACAACAACACGGCAACGAGCAGUGACGAUCUUCGUCUUCUCAACCGUCGGAACGACGGUUUUCUACGUUGUUGCGCGUGACCAAGAGCCUUGCUAUUUCUAGCCGCAAUCGACGAUACGCGCGACGGAAGGAGUGCAACCGAUGAUUAGCAAGGCGGCGUGCGAACGUUAAUCCGCCAGCGUUAAUCCCUUCUCGUAUCUCAGUAAAGACUGAUAGCGAGUCAAUCGUUGAUAAUAACGCGUGUACAUUAGUCAUUUUCCGCGCCGAUCGAUCGUCAUCGCGCCGGUAUACAGAGAAAACAGUGUUACAGGCGAGUGCAUAGGAACUCGUGUCACGUACGGUCAUCGGCCAGUGUACACACACCGGCAGGGGAAGGGUGGGAGGGGGUGAACCAGGGUAUAGGAGCGACGGGGGAGAAGGAGCCAGGUAUCGUUGAUCCAGAUAAACCGGUGUAUCGCGACAAGGUAUACGGAUGGACGCUUCGCCGCGGUCAACCUGUGACGAACUGUAAACAGAAAUAUUCCGUUAAGAAGUGAAGAGAGAUAAUAAAAAAAAAGCGCAUUCGAGGUGCUCGUACUUACCUCGUACUUUCCGUACUUUCAAGCUUUUGCGCGUAACCAGCGUGUACGUCGCGACUAUAAACACGGAUUUCAAACGUAACGUAUACUUAUACAGACACAUAUAUAUCUGUAUACGUGUGGAUGAGACACGUAUUUCGCGUUUGUACAUUGUACGUGAUAGAGACGCAUAGUGAGCAAAGAGCAGGGAGAUAAAAAGAACGAAAGACAGAGAGAAUAAGACAGAGAGAGAGAGAGAGAGAGGGGGGGGGGAGGGGGAAAGA